AGAAGCAGGUGGGCGUGCGCGACUCGCAAAGGCAGCCGGGCAAUGUAGUUCUCCAGGGCUGCUUGUGGGACGUACCUGCUCCAGACACGCCGAAGAAGUUCUCCUCUCCAGCAGCACCUUUUGUGAAGGCCGGCCGGCAGGUCAGGUGGUUUUGCGCGUGGCCUUUAUAAAAGAUGGAUCCGCAUAUCAGGAGAUAAAGGUUGCAGUCCAAAGAGCGCCUUCCUGGGAGGGAAUAUCAUUGACUAGAGUAGGAUUUACUUCGGAAGGCGCUUGCUUCCCAGCUGUAUAUCAAUCAGUCUGGAACAAGCGAAAGCAAAGUUGUCAGGUCGCCUUGUCAAUAGGGAAUCGUGCAAGUUCAUAAAAUCUCAGUCCUCUGCAAAAAAACACCGACGAGAAAUCGCAAGUUGAGCGUCGGGUGUUCCAACCUUUUGCACGUUUGCGUGGGAGGAAGCUCCACUGAACUUCGAGUUCCUUGAACAUUCAAAAUGGCUUCACAGAAUGUCAGUAAAGGUUUCCAGAGUUCCACUGGACAAGAUGUGAACCCUGAUCUUGACAUUGAAAGGAAAACCGCCUCCUUCGGCAUAGAGAGACUUACCAACAUACUAGAUGGAGGUGCUGAAAAGACCCAAAUCCGGCGGAAAGUCGAUGCAGUUCUCCAGAGCGACCCAGAAUUCAGCAACCAAAACAAGUACUUCCAGAGCCAAAAUGAGAGAUAUGAAGGUGCUGUCAGAAAAUCUCUUUACCUCUCCAGAAAGAUCGAUGAACUGGGAUGGGCUGCCAAUGGACCUGAACAGAGAUAUUGCUAUAGGGCACUUGGCGAUGAUUUGGCCUUCAAUGUGCACAACGUCUUUAUGAAGAGUAUUCUGGGGCUGGGCACAGAUGAGCAGAUUGCCAAGUGGAUCCCCUUGGCAGAAAAGCAUUACAUAGCAGGGACAUAUGCCCAGACUGAACUGGGACAUGGAACUUACCUUCGGGGCUUGGAGACCAUGGCCACUUUUGAUGUUACCACUCAGGAGUUCGUCCUCAACACACCAAAGAUCUCUGCUAUGAAGUGGUGGCCGGGAGACUUGGGAAGAACAGCAACACAUGCUGUGGUUUUUGCUCAACUUUACCUAAAAGGGAACUGUUAUGGGAUACAUCCCUUCAUAGUGCAGAUCCGCAGUCUCCAUGAUCAUUCACCGGCUCCAGGAGUAACCGUAGGGGACAUCGGCCCCAAAAUGGACUUCUUACAGACUGACAAUGGCUAUCUCAUGCUGAAGAAUGUUCGUGUGCCAAAGGAAAACAUGCUGGCCCGGUUCUCUCAGGUUCUGUCAGAUGGCCAGUAUGUCAAACGAGGAACUGAAAAGAUUAACUACCUGACUAUGAUUGUGGUCCGUGUAGCCAUUAUUCGGUCUGAAGUCUUAACCACACUGAUGAAAGCUUGCACUAUUGCUAUCCGAUAUUCGGUGGUACGCCGACAGUCUGAAUUAAAGCCAGGGGACCCAGAGCCAAAGAUUCUUGACUAUCAGACUCAGCAACAGAAACUGCUACCUCAACUGGCCACAGCCUAUGCCCUCCACUUUGGUUGUGACUACUUAGAGGAAAUCUUUGACCAAGGCUAUGCAGAAACAAAACAAGGCAAAUUUGACUUACUUCCAGAGCUUCAUGCACUCGCUUCUGGAUUUAAAGUGAUUGCCACAGAUUUCAGCUCAGCAGGUGUGGAGAUAUGUCGAAGGGCCUGUGGGGGACACGGGUACUCUCUCCUCAGUGGCCUGCCUUCCUUGUACACUAGAUUGGUUGCAUCUUGCACUUACGAAGGGGAAAACACUGUUCUCCUCCUGCAGACUGCCAGGUUUCUCAUAAAGUGCUUUGGGAUGGCAAAGGCUGGACAUCCCCUUCCUUCAUCCGUUGCCUACUUGUCUUCAACGAGCUCUGGGAAAUGCGGGGCUCAGGAGAAAAGAGACUUCCUAAAUCCAAAUAUUUACACUGAAGCAUAUAAACAGAGAGCCUUCAGGAUGGUAGAAAAUGCAGCAAUCAAACUUCAGACUCUGAUUCUGUCAGGAACAGCACAGCACGAAGCUUGGAACUUGUGCUCCGUACAACUAGUACGGGCUGCUGCAGCUCACAGCCACUACAUCAUAGUGCAAAACUUUGUCAAAGCACUAGAGAAAUUUGAGAAAGAGUUUCACAUCCAGAGGAUCCUGAAACAUCUCUGUGACCUCUUUGCAUUACAUGGGAUCUUCUCCAAUAUGGGUGAUUUCCUGCAGGCUGGUCACCUGUCUGGGAAGCAAAGCGACAUGGUGACCGAAUCUUACCUGGAUCUCCUGGCUAUCAUUCGGCAAGAUGCUGUUCCAUUAGUGGAUGCUUUCGACUUCUCUGAUGCAAAUUUAAAUUCGGCCAUUGGAUGUUAUGACGGUCAUGCCUAUGAGCGGCUUUUUGAGUGGGCUAAGAAGUCACCCACCAACAAACAGGACAACCAGACCUUUGAGAAGUACUUGAAGCCACUUUUCCAGAAUGCCGUGUCAAAGUUAUAGAAGACGGGAACGGAGCUGAGGGAGCUUCACUUGCUGUAGCCCUCAAAAUAACACCAGCACUUAGCACUACUACUACAAAGAUGACCUAAUAGCUGCUGUCUUCUGCUUGCCACAGAAGCCCAUCAGAAUGACUUGACAGGCAAUAACUGAAUGGCCAUCAGUCCAGCUUACCCAGAAGAUAGAUGGGACAGCCUUCUUUAUGUUUAUCAAGUAGGCCAAAUUUUAUCUAAACCUUCACUCAAGAAAUUGGUAGCAGUACACAAGCAGCAGCUUGCAGUCGUUGCUCAAGAAUCCUUUAGACUGGUCUUUUUAGGACCAAGGAAAUGGUUUUAAAUAAACACACAUGAAGUUGCCUUAUACUGAGUCAGACCACUGAUCUGUGAAGAUCAGAACUCAGACUGGCAGCUGCUCUCCAGUAUCUCAAAUUGUACCAGUUUAAGAAUUUCUUACAUAAUAAAAUGUUUUGUAUUGGGCCUUAUAAAUAAAUCAUCUACCCAAGUGCCUAAAAAA
This is a messenger RNA of Heteronotia binoei (common prickly gecko), 3023 nucleotides long. RefSeq names its product acyl-CoA oxidase 2 (gene ACOX2). The record is from RefSeq and is a predicted model, not a curated record. Gene Ontology annotation, molecular function: FAD binding; fatty acid binding. Lineage: Eukaryota; Metazoa; Chordata; Lepidosauria; Squamata; Gekkonidae. The transcript has 15 exons. Gene Ontology annotation, cellular component: peroxisome. Gene Ontology annotation, biological process: lipid homeostasis; very long-chain fatty acid metabolic process; fatty acid beta-oxidation using acyl-CoA oxidase. Bases 486 to 2513 code for a protein of 675 amino acids.